AUGGCAGACAUCACUGUAAAGAGUGGAAGAGGAGGAAAAAGAGGAGCCAUAAAGGUUGAGAUCCAACACUCCUCCUCUUCCUCUUCCUCCUCCUCCCUGCCAUCUGUCUGGCAAGGCUUUGGGAGGAAGGUGAGACUGUUACUGCCGUAUGUCUGGCCCAAAGGCACUGUGGCGCUACAGGGACUCGUGCUGCUGUGCAUUGGCCUGCUGGCUGCAGAGCGGCUGGUUAAUGUGCUGGUGCCUGUUUACUCCAAGAACAUCGUGAAUGAGCUCUCUGCAGGAGGGGGCUGGACCUCACUGACCGCCACCGUCUGCAUCUACACACUGCUCAAGUUCCUACAGGGCGGAGGGGCAGGUACCUCUGGGUUCAUCAGCAACCUCCGGCAGUUCAUGUGGAUCAAAGUUCAGCAGUUUACCAGCCGAGGCAUUCAGGUGUGUUUGUUUUCCCACCUGCAUGCUUUGUCUCUGCGCUGGCACCUGGAGAGACGCACCGGAGACGUGCUGAGGAGCGUCGACAGAGGGACCUCCUCCAUCAACAACCUGCUGAGCUACAUCCUGUUCAGUAUCCUUCCCACCAUCUGUGACAUCAUCAUUGCCAUCAUCUACUUCGUCUCCUACUUCAGUGUCUGGUUUGGAUUCAUCGUUUUCGCCUGCAUGGUCGUCUACCUCACCUGUACCAUCCUGAUCACAGAGUGGAGGACCAAAUACAGGAGAGAGAUGAACAAUCAAGACAACAAGGCCAAGUCCAGAGCCGUAGACUCACUGCUCAACUUUGAGACGGUAAAAUAUUACAAUGCUGAGGAUUAUGAAGUCCGCUGCUUUGAGGAAGCCAUUCUGAAAUAUCAGCACUGUGAGUGGAAGAGCUCAGCGUCCCUGGCUCUGCUGAAUCAAACCCAGAACAUCAUCAUAGGAUCAGGACUGCUGGCUGGCUCUCUGCUCUGUGCCUACCUGGUCUCUGAGGGACAAUUCCAGGUCGGAGACUAUGUUCUGUUUGGAACCUACAUCAUCCAGCUGUACACUCCUCUCAACUGGUUUGGUACCUACUACAGGCUGAUUCAGAGUGCAUUUGUUGACAUGGAGAACAUGCUGGCACUGUUGAUAGAGCAGAAAGAGGACAGAGGUUUGUCCCUCUCUCUGUCCAAGGUACGGCAGUCUUCCCUGAGGUCGUACAUCGGUGUGGUUCCCCAGGAUACGGUCCUUUUCAACGACACCGUCGGCAACAACAUCCGCUACAGUCGAGUGACAGCUAGCAACCAGGAAGUUGAGAGAGCUGCAAUGGCUGCUGACAUACACACCAGGAUACUGGAGCUACCUCAGGGGUAUGACACAGAGGUUGGGGAGCGAGGUCUGAAGCUCAGCGGUGGGGAGAAGCAGAGAGUGGCAAUUGCUCGAACCAUCCUGAAGGAACCUCGGAUCAUUCUGCUGGAUGAGGCCACUUCUUCACUGGACACCCAGACUGAGAGAAACAUCCAGGCUUCACUGGCCAAGGUCUGCACCAACAGGACAACUAUAGUGGUCGCACACAGGUUAUCCACCAUCAUCGGAGCAGACCAGAUCCUGGUGGUCCACAAUGGACAAAUAGCAGAGAGAGGAAGACACGAGGAGCUGCUGGUCCAGGGAGGUCUGUAUGCAGCCAUGUGGAUGAAACAGCAGAAAAGUCUCGACUCACAAACAGAAACUCAGAUGAACAAUCAGACUCAACACACUUGCCACUGA
Molecule: messenger RNA, 1716 nt
Organism: Morone saxatilis (striped sea-bass)
Lineage: Eukaryota; Metazoa; Chordata; Actinopteri; Moronidae
Gene: abcb6b
Product: ATP-binding cassette, sub-family B (MDR/TAP), member 6b
Exons: 17
Coding region: 1-1716 (571 amino acids)
Biological process (GO): transmembrane transport; heme transport
Cellular component (GO): membrane
Molecular function (GO): ABC-type heme transporter activity; heme binding; ATP binding
Source: RefSeq, a predicted model, not a curated record